Molecule: messenger RNA, 2565 nt
Organism: Tetranychus urticae (two-spotted spider mite)
Lineage: Eukaryota; Metazoa; Arthropoda; Arachnida; Trombidiformes; Tetranychidae
Gene: Tsr1
Product: Tsr1 ribosome assembly factor
Biological process (GO): ribosome biogenesis; endonucleolytic cleavage of tricistronic rRNA transcript (SSU-rRNA, 5.8S rRNA, LSU-rRNA); maturation of SSU-rRNA from tricistronic rRNA transcript (SSU-rRNA, 5.8S rRNA, LSU-rRNA)
Cellular component (GO): nucleus; preribosome, small subunit precursor
Molecular function (GO): GTPase activity; GTP binding; U3 snoRNA binding
Source: RefSeq, a predicted model, not a curated record
GUGUUUGCGUCUUAUGGUUAAACACAGUUGUUUACAUUAUGUUCUUUUGUUAAAUGGCUCUUUAUUAAAGUAUUUAUUUUGUUAAUUUUUUGUGUCAAAAAUUUAGUGUUUUAAAUAACGAAAUGGCAGUCGACAAGGUUGACGUUAAACAAAAAUCACGCAAAGCUCGUCAACAAGCCAAAAGAGUUCAGAGAAGAAAUCAGUUGAAUCAACAGAGAAAAAAGAAGCGAGAAGCUAUUCUUAACCAAAAAAGAAAGAUUGGUUAUGAUAAUUGUCCACCUAUAUUGGUAACAGUAUUCAAUAAUAGUGGCAGACCCGUUGACGAAUUUCUUGGUUAUUUAGAGAAAUGUUACAAAGAUUUAAUAAUUGAUCGCUCUCAGAAAGGUUCGAUUUUCGUGAUUGUUCCUCGAUUUAAGGUCAGGUAUCAGUUCUUGUAUCCAUCCGAUGACCUUUUCUAUAAUUUGGACACAGCUAAAGUAGCUGAUUUGCUUCUCAUCCUGCACCCAGCUGAAGCUGACGAGAACUACUCAUUGGCUGAUAAUGAGCUUCUUAAUAGCAUUUAUCAUCAUUGCUUACCGACUACUAUGCAUAUUGUUUGUGGAUUGGAAGAAAUUGCUAGCAAAAAACGCCAACAAGUAAAGAAAAAUAUCCAGAAAGUUAUUGAUACUAAAUUCCCGGAUGAAAAACUCCACAAAAUUGAUACCGCGACUGAAGUUCUACAAUUACUGCAAUUAAUUUGCAAUUGCAAAAAGCGAAAAGUCGCUCUACAUAAUUAUCGAUCUUCAUUACUAGCUGACAAAUAUGAAUAUAAUGAAACGGAUUCAUCACUUAAAGUAAAUGGUUUUAUUAGACACAAUCAACUAGAUGUAAAUGGAUUAAUUCAUAUCCCGGGUUGGUCAAACUAUCAGAUAAGAUCCAUCCGUAUUCUCGACGAUCCAAGACCUUUAACAACAAAUAAUAAGUCAAAGGGAACUGAUCAACAAAUGAAUGCUGAUAAAAGUGUUGAAGUUCUCAAACCAGACCCGAUGAAACAAGAAUCUUUAGAAAGCGAAAACGAUCUUGAUCCUAUGGAAGGUGAACAAACUUGGCCAACGCCGGAGGAAUUAGCAGCAGCAACUGAUAAAGCCAAAAAGAGGGUUGUUAAGGUUCCUAAAGGUACAUCAGAUUACCAAGCAGCUUGGAUAAUAGAUCCGGAUGAGCCAGACGAAAACAAUGACAGCAAAAGUACUUUUGACGAUGACAGUGAAGAUGACUAUGAUGAAGAAGGUGACGACCAAUUAGACAAAGCAAUCUCUGACGAAGAAAGCAACGAAGAUGACCAAGAACGGGACGAAGAUCAAGAAUUUGACACAUUGACCAUUACCGAAGCUGGUGACGCUGACUAUGAUGAAAAGAUGGACAUUGAAGAAGAAAAAACUGCUCUAACUAAAUUUCGAGAAGCAAGGGAAAAUGAGUUAUUCCCCGAUGAAAUUGAUACACCAACUGAUGUUGCAGCUCGUCAUAGAUUUGCUCGUUAUCGGGGAUUAAAGAGUUUCAUCCAUUCUCCCUGGGAUUCAAAAGAAAAUCUACCAUCCGAUUACUCAAGAAUCUUCCAAUUUGAAAACUUUGCACAUACGCGAAAGAGAGUAAUCAAAAAAUUACGAGAAGAAAGUUCGACUGCAGUCCAACCUGGUUCUUAUGUUGAAAUUAUUUUGGAAAAAGUUCCAAGUGACUUGAUUAAGUUUUAUGACAACAAAGAUUCGUCAUCACUCUCUCUUCCAUUAGUUUUGAUUGGUCUUCUUCCUCAUGAACAGAAAAUGUCUUUAAUCAAUGUUGUCCUUCGUUCAGUUGACCAUGACGAAAAUGAUGAACCAAUCAAAUCCAAAGAUGAAUUGAUUAUUCAUCUUGGUUUUCGACGUUUCGUUACUCGUCCAAUUUUUUCAGCUCACACGAAUGGAGAUAAAUUCAAAUUGGAACGAUUUCUUCCUAAAGAUGGUUCUAUUGUUGCCUCAUUUUACGCCCCAAUCACUUAUCCCCCAGCCUCUGCAGUUGCUUAUAAAAAAUGUAAAGAUGGUUCACACAAAUUGGUUGCUGUUGGGUCACUGUUAAAUGUCAAUCCCGAUCGUAUUGUUAUUAAACGAAUUAGAUUAAGCGGUCAUCCAUUCAAGGUUGUCAGUAAAUCAGCUGUAGUACGUUAUAUGUUCUUCAAUCGUGAAGAUAUCAAAUGGUUCCAACCAGUUGAACUGCGAUCUAAAUAUGGUAGACAUGGGCACAUUAAGGAACCGCUGGGAACUCAUGGACAUAUGAAGUGUAUUUUUGAUCGACCUUUAACAUCAAAUGAUACUGUUUUAAUGAAUUUGUAUAAAAGGGUUUAUCCUAAAUGGUGUUAUAGGGAACAAGUUGAAAGACCGUUUACCAGCUCAAUGGAUAUGGAUGAAAUGUCCUCAUAACUUGCAUAAAUUUGAGAAAGAUUCAUCUUACUUUUUUUGUGAUUUAAUUUUUUUGAGAUCUCUUUAUUGAAUGUCAUCAAAUUGUUGUUAUUUGACUCUAAUGAUUGGAAUAAACCAUAAUUAUGACACUUGGUUA